CUCCAGUGGGCGGGGUAGAGCGGCCGGCCCCGCGGGUCCAGCUGCUCUCACUUGACAGCGGCCACUUCGGAGCGGACUGGCCGGCCUUCCUCAGGGAUCCCGCGUCCAGCGCCUGCCCCUCCUGAGCAUUCCGGCGCUGCUGGCUCCAAGGACCCGGGCUCCCCAGUGACAUCCACCCGGAGACUUCCGGUCCCCGCUCGCAGUACCACGCUGAGCCGUUUUGGAACCUGACGACAAAGGGAAAACUGACUCUGUGACUUAAGUUAGCCAGAUACUGAAGGAUAUUGUUGGUAACUGGGCCAGACAUGCAAAGACGAAGAUGAGAAGAGCCCCUGGUCAGGGUAAAGCUGGACAGUUAGAUUCCUGGAGCCAAUGCCUGAAAGAAGUUUCCAGACUCUGGUUUUCAAGAAAAGACCCGUAUUAUCGACCCUAAACACUUUAAUUAACUGAAUCCCAAAGCUUUCUGAUUGAUUGAUUAUGAGAUUGAGACGUAUAUAAUUUUUAUGGCUUAGGACUUUUUACGUUGAACCCACAAAACAGAUAUUCUGUGUGGUAAGAUGACAACUAUUUCCUAUCUCAAUAUCAGAGUCCACAGUUCUAUAUAGUGUGGCAGUAGUGGACUUUAAUUGCUUUUUCCUUAGAAUCACCAGCACUUGUAUCCAAAGAUCAAACACCACGAAACUGUGGACUCUAUGCCUUGUAACACAAGGGCAAAGCAAAACAAAAGAAUGGAAAAGCACUCAGCUAGUUGGUCUCGCCUGAGGAUCUAGAUGAGAAUUGAGAUGCUGACACCGAGUAUGUUGGAUUUAAAGAGCUCUCUGUAUCAUUUGUUGUUGAUUUGCUGGUGCUGGAAACCAUGGCACGGUCCCCUGUAACCAGCAUCAGUUGAAAGUGUGUUCUAUUGUCUUAAACAGGAAGUUCUUCAGACAGUCAUCAUGGGCAUCCGAGGGCUAAUGAGUUUUGUGGAAGAUCAUAGUAAUGAGUUCUUCACUGAUUUGAAGUUGCGAGACACAAAGAUGAUCAUUGAUGGCUAUGCCCUCUUCCACCGGCUCUGCUUCAACUCAAACUUGGAGCUCCGGUAUGGAGGGGACUAUGAUGCUUUUGCAGAUGUUGUACAACAAUUCUUCGAAUCACUGUUUUCUUGUAAUAUAUGUCCAUAUGUUGUAUUAGAUGGAGGAUGUGACAUUUCAGAUAAAAAGCUUACAACUUUGAAGGCUCGAGCUCGAGAGAAGAUCCAGGCGGCCCAUUCCCUUUCUGUUGGUGGGUGUGGGUAUGUGUGUCCCCUACUCAUCCGGGAAGUGUUCAUACAAGUUUUGAUCAAGCUGCGGGUACAUUUUGUCCAGUGCUUUUCAGAAGCGGACCGGGACAUUAUGACGCUGGCUAAUCAUUGGAAUUGCCCUGUGUUAUCGUCGGAUAGUGACUUUUGCAUUUUUGACCUGAAAACUGGGUUUUGCCCAUUGAAUAGCUUUCAGUGGAGAAACGUGAACACUAUCAAGGGCACACAGAGCCAUUAUAUCCCCGCCAAAUGCUUUUCUCUCGAUGCACUCUGCCACCACUUCAGCAAUAUGAAUAAAGCUCUCCUACCUCUCUUUGCGGUGCUAUGUGGAAACGACCACAUUAACCUGCCCAUCAUGGACACGUUCUUAAGUAAAGUUCGUCUUCCUCUGGGAGCUGCCAGUGCUAAGGGGAGGAGACACCACCGAGUUCUGGGGCUUCUGAGUUGGUUGUCUCGUUUUGCUGACCCCCCCGAAGCUCUAGAUAAUGUUCUGAAAUAUCUCCCACAGAAGGAUCGAGAAGAUGUUAAGGAACUUCUCUGUUGUGCCAUGGAAGAAUACCAGCCGUCCCAGGUGAAGCUGCAGGACUUCUUCCAGCGUGGCACUUACGUCUGUCCGGAGGCCUUGAGCCUGGGUUUGCCAGAAUGGGUCCUAGUGGCUUUGGCCAAAGGUCGGCUAUCUCCUUUCAUCAGCGAUGCUUUGGUGCUAAGACGGACCAUUCUUCACACACAAGUGGAAAACAUGCAGCAACCAAAUGCCCACAGAAUAUCUCUGCCCAUCCGGCAAGUCAUCUAUGGGCUUCUUUUGACUGUUUCUGCACCUCUGGGAAGUGUGUCCUUGAAUGCAUCGCCUCCUCGGUCUCUCGCUUUCAGCGAAGUGGAAAGGAUUAAUAAAAGCAUCAAAACAUCGGUUGUUGAUGCAGUAGACCUGCCCAAGGAUCAUCCUGACUUAAGCAGAUUGACUGAGCUCUCCUCAGCUAGACAGCAGACACUUCUUUUAGAAACGUUAAAGGUGAAACAGACCAUCCUGGACCCAAUCCCUACUUCUUUGAAGUUGCCCAUUGCUGUCUGUUGCUACUGGUUGCAGCACAUGGAGGCCAAGGCAAAACUACAUCAUCUACAAGCCUUGCUGCUGGGGAUGCUGCUGGGGCCCUUGCAUGCCAUAAUCAACAGUCCUGAUAAAGAAGAUCUGCGGAAGGAUGGUGCUAAGAUGUUGUAUGAAGAGUUCCAAAGAGUGAAGGAGCAGACGCGGCCGGGCCCGAGACUGGAUUUAGACACAGCUCACAUCUUCUGUCAGUGGCAGAGCUGUCUGCUGAUGGGGCUGUAUCUUAAUCAGCUGCUGUUCACGCCUCUCCCAGAGCCAGACCUAACUCGAUUGUAUAGUGGAAGCCUGGUGCAUGGACUCUGCCGACAACUAACAUCAACCUCUGUAGAAAGUCUUCUGAGCACGUGUCCUGAGGCCACGCAACUUUAUGAACACCUAUUCAAUGCCACAAGGUCAUAUGCCCCUCCUGAAUUAUUCCUACCAAAGGGUAAAUCAAAUUCUAAAAAGAAAAGGCGAAAGAAACAAGGUGCCAGCCGGUCAAAGAACAGUGUGGGAACCCUCUCAGACAACAGAUGCUGGUAUGAGAGGAGCAAUCGGUUUGGGCUAUUAAUGGUUGAAAACAUGGAGGAACAUACUGAGGCCUCAGAGUUUGAAUAA
This is a messenger RNA of Myotis daubentonii (Daubenton's bat), 2975 nucleotides long. RefSeq names its product asteroid homolog 1 (gene ASTE1). The transcript is spliced from 5 exons. Gene Ontology annotation, molecular function: nuclease activity. The coding region runs from base 936 to 2975 and encodes 679 amino acids. The record is from RefSeq and is a predicted model, not a curated record. Lineage: Eukaryota; Metazoa; Chordata; Mammalia; Chiroptera; Vespertilionidae.